Molecule: messenger RNA, 366 nt
Organism: Diplodia corticola
Lineage: Eukaryota; Fungi; Ascomycota; Dothideomycetes; Botryosphaeriales; Botryosphaeriaceae
Product: zinc finger protein
Exons: 3
Coding region: 1-366 (121 amino acids)
Biological process (GO): protein import into mitochondrial intermembrane space
Cellular component (GO): mitochondrial intermembrane space
Molecular function (GO): zinc ion binding
Source: RefSeq, a predicted model, not a curated record
AUGUGCAAGCACGUUCUCAACGCUCAGGUCGCCAUCCGCAGCCCCUGCUGCAAGAAGUGGUUCGACUGCGCCGAGUGCCAUGCCGAGUCCCAAAGCCACGACCUGCAGAAGAGCACCGAAAUGACCUUCGCCUGCAAGAAAUGCAAGAAAUGCUUCCGCAAGAAUGCCGAGGAGUUCGAGGAGAGCGACGAGUACUGCCCGCACUGCGACAACCACUUCGUCAUCGAUGCCAAGACUCCCGAGGCACGAAUCGAGGUCGAGGGAGAAGACGUGCGCGUUGAUGCUAGAAUGCUCAAGGACGAUCGUGUCCAAAAAGUAGUGCCGAAGAACAUUUGGGACAUCAACGUCUCGGACAGGCUUGGCUAG